This is a messenger RNA of Thunnus maccoyii (southern bluefin tuna), 1041 nucleotides long. Its product is annotated as type-2 ice-structuring protein-like. The coding region runs from base 140 to 673 and encodes 177 amino acids. Gene Ontology annotation, molecular function: signaling receptor activity. NCBI's taxonomy places the organism in Eukaryota, Metazoa, Chordata, Actinopteri, Scombriformes, Scombridae. The record is from RefSeq and is a predicted model, not a curated record. The transcript has 7 exons.
GAUGUCAAGAUAGGUAAUUAUAUAUAUGAGAUGGUCUUUGUCUUAUGAAACACCUGCUCACGGGUAGGCUGAAGCUACAGGCUGAGAAGAGCAGAUAAUUCGGCACCAGGCUAUUAUCAUCUUCAACAUCAUCUUCACCAUGAAGAUGCUGACUGUGGCUGCACUUAUGUGCACCAUUAUGGCUUUGACUACAGCUGAUGAUCCUGCAGAAGCCAAAUCCGAGAAUGACCAAACAGUGUCCUCAGCAGAGACAGACCUGGUCAAAAGGACAUAUGGGUGUUCCUAUGGUUGGAGAAGGCUCUGUGGCCGCUGUUUCCGCUACGUUGCAAGACCACUGCGUUGGGCUCAAGCUGAGAAAAACUGCCAGUCCAUGGGUGGAAACCUUGCAUCAGUACAUAGCGAUCAGGAGUACCGUAAGAUUCAGACACUGAUCGUUCAUCUCUGUCACCGCUAUAGAGAGAUAUGGCUCGGAGGCCAUGAUGGAGAAGAGGAGAGAGCUUGGCUGUGGAGUAAUGGUAGGCGAUUCAAGUAUCAGAACUGGUGUCGUGGAGAGCCCAAUAACAACCGUGGCAGUCAGCACUGUCUGCAAAUGAAUUAUUCAGUCCGAAGGUGCUGGGAUGAUGAUCACUGCUACAAACGAAAACCAUCUGUCUGUGUCAAGAGGUGCUACUGAUUCCUGACAUACAGGCGUGGAGUAGCACAAAAACUGGUGGAGGUGUGUUAAUGUGCAUAUUUUCAAAAGCACCUGUUUUUGUGUUGAUCAGUCUGAUAUAACCUGAAGGCUCUAUAACUCAUAUUGUUUCAUAUUAUUAUUUCAUUUCCAUCGCUGUAACGCUACUAAAGGAAUGAAGCGAUAAGUUACGUAAUCAGAAGCUGGACUGUUCCUAAGGCCUUAUGCCUUUAAUAAGAGCAGAUUGAAUGUGUUUUGAAAGAAUGCUUACUGCAACUUAUUCUUGAAAGUGAACAAGAGCUGCAACUAAUGAUUAUUGUCAACUGUUUUCUCGACUAAUCAAUUAGUCAUUUUACUAUCAUAGAAGACUA